This is a messenger RNA of Brienomyrus brachyistius, 5046 nucleotides long. RefSeq names its product cell surface glycoprotein 1. The transcript is spliced from 4 exons. The record is from RefSeq and is a predicted model, not a curated record. The coding region runs from base 236 to 3673 and encodes 1145 amino acids. Lineage: Eukaryota; Metazoa; Chordata; Actinopteri; Osteoglossiformes; Mormyridae.
UGGGCUUAUAACCGGCAGCUGAUCUAAUAGCGAGCGAAGCCAGAGGCUCCUGCGCAGUGCGCCGUGUACAGGGAGGGUUCGGGGGUAACACAGCUCGUUUGGCGAUCAAACACAUCUCAGUGACAUUUGUGCCAAUACGUGUUGCGUCCGCUCGACUUCAUCCCGCCAGGAGCUGCUCGGUAGAUCAAUAUCUUCGGUAGAAAUCAAGCGGAGUGACGGGGAAAAGCGGAACUCUAUGCAUUACUCGCGACGCGUCGCAAUUUGGUUGUACAGGCUGCAUGUGGGUUUGAUGAAAAAAUGUGGGUAUUUUGCUGACUUGGAGAUGAUAUCAUUUUGGCUACUCUGUUUGAAAGUGCUGAGAGCCACGACUGGCAUGAAAAGGACGAAUGGGGGCAAACUGAUUGAAGGCUGCAGUCACCCUCAAAACCCAACAGCCGAAGAUCAAGAAUACUUCUCAGAAGCUGUUACCAUAGAGACCAGCCACCUUUCAGGCAUGGGCACUGUAACUGACAAUAACAUGGAUUCUAUGGUAACAGAGAUGGCAGAAAAUAAUGGCUUACUUGUGGAAGGUGAAAAAGUUGGCAUCCAGGCAGACGUAAUGCAACCCAUUAAGACGGAAGAAAGUGUGGGACCGUCAGAGGGUCCGCCCCGAGACAAAGAUGAAAUCGCUGUACUUGAGGACUUAGAAAAUGGAGAUCAGGAGAGUGUGAGAGACAUUAGCUGCCACAAGGAGGCUUUGGUCCUCGAGGCAGGACAAGAGGAGUUCAAUCGAACAGAGACCAUGACAUCAUCAGUUUCAGACUCCCCCUCAAAUACAGGAAGCGUGUGUGAGAACAAAUUAACUUGCAAAUCACAGAACCAGAUCGACCACAACAAAAGGGACUCUCCUUUAACCACGGAUGAAAAGGUCAGUUCUGUUCCCACAGAAGAAAGGCACAGUCUUAUAUACACAGAAAAAAUGGACAGUCCUAUACCCAAAGAAGAAAAGGAGAGUCCUAUAACCAAGGAAGAAAAAGAUAGUAAUGUUUCAAAUGAAAAAAAGGAGAGUCAUAUACCAAAAGAAAAGGAUAGUAAUAUACCCAGUGAAAAAAAUGACAGUCCUAUACCCAAUGAAAAAAAGGAGAGUCCUAUAACCAAGGAAGAAAAAGAUAGUAAUGUUUCAAAUGAAAAAAAGGAGAGUCCUAUACCAAAAGAAAAGGAUAGUAAUAUACCCAGUGAAAAAAAUGACAGUCCUAUACCCAAUGAAAAAAAGGAGAGUCUUAUACCCAAGGAAGAAAAAGAUAGUAAUAUACCCAGAGAAAAAAAUGACAGUCCUAUACCCAAUGAAAAAAAGGAGAGUCCUAUACCCAAGGAAGAAAAGGAUAGUAAUAUAACCAAUGAAAAAAAGGAGAGUCUUAUACCCAAAGAAGAAAAGGAUUGUCCUAUACCCAAAGAAGCAAAUGAUAAUCCUAUAUCCAAAGAAGAAAAAUAUAAACCUCUACCCAAUGAAGAAAAGGAGAGUCCUAUAGCUAAAGAAGAAAAGGAGAAUCCUAUACCUAAAGAAGAAAAAGAUAAACCUCUACCCAGUGAAGAAAAGGAGAGUCCUAUAGCUAAGAAAGAAAAGGAGAAUCCUAUACCUAAAGAAGAAAAAGAUAAACCUCUACCUAGUGAAGAAAAGGAGAGUCCUAUAGCUAAAAAAGAAAAGGAGAAUCCUAUACCUAAAGAAGAAAAAGAUAAACCUCUACCCAGUGAAGAAAAGGAGAGUCCUAUAGCUAAAGAAGAAAAGGAGAGUCCUAUAGCUAAAGAAGAAAAAGAUAGUGCUCUACCCACAGAAGAAAGCAACAAUCCUAUAUCCAAAGUAGAAAGGGAUACUCCUAUACCUAAAGAAGAAAUGAACAGUCCUGUCCUCACAGGAGAUGCUGAAGACAAUGUGGUUCCAGAAAUCAGUCAGAAAGCUGUUGAUGGUUGUGAGGGACAUGGUGUUACCCAACAUAACGCCACCCAGGAGGAGAAAGAAGAGCCUAUUUUACAAAUGUGCCUCAGGGAGGAUAACUUAUCAGAAAUCUCCAACGAAUCUUGUCACAAUCUCGACCAAGAUGACCUGAGUGACUGCUUGCAGGUUGAAAUAGCCAUUGUGUCGUCAGACAGUGAAUCUGACGACAAAUGGCGAGCCAUAUUUUCGUCCUCAAUAAAUAAAGAGGAAGAAAAUGACGUAUACUUGGACAACAGCAAGGACACUAAUGCCCAAGAACAUUUUGUUCAAGAAGUAGCAAGCGUGGAGGAUGCCCUUACAGAACCCGAACAGGAGAAUGAAGCUCAGCUCCAAGACAGCGCAAGUAUUUUAGAGCAGCCUGAGUCAUACUCAGGGUAUGACUUAGAGACACAGGAAGAUCCCUGCCAUUUUUCUACCCAAUCUCAAGGCUUAUCAAAAAUGUCUGAGGACAAGGAACAGGUUGCUCCGAACUUAGUCAAGCACAGAACAUACACAAUAAACCCUGCAAGAUCCAGCACGGACAAAAAGAUCCCCAGUGACUACUGUGUAAUCCAGGAAACAAAGAGUGAAAAUGUCAGCACAGAGCAUGUGGAUUUCCGAGUUGCUCGCAAACAGUGGCUGAAGAUGGAGGAGCAGACGAAGCAGCAAGCUCUCCAACCUACUGUCAAACAGGGAUCCUGUCAGGGGGGACACAGCCUCAUGUACACUCCAGUGAGGAACAUCGAGAAGCCCAAGAAAGACAUGGAGCUUGACAGUCUGGCUCUGAGGGAACUCACAUUUACCCAAUUCAGCCCAUGCUCUGAAGAUUCGGGUCUGGAUGAUUCCAGUUACCGCUCCCCUUAUGAUGAACCUGAGACUCCCAUUGAAAGGGAGAUCCGCCUAGCCAUGGAGCGAGAAGAGAACUUUAGAAGGGAGAGGGGGCUGCCCACCUCACCCUCCGCCAAUAUUAGACCUGCCACCCUCUUCAUGGGGAAGUUCAACAAACCAGAGGAGAGAAGAAAGACCCCAGACCUUCAGGAAGACAGCUGUAGACCACUGAGGUCUCCCAGCAUUAAAACACCACCCAUCUCCGUCAGCACUUCGUCAUCAUUAAAGAGUCCCACAUAUCACGAGAUGACAGCCAACAAUGUCAUCAUCCUUGAGCCAGAUCCCUGUGGUCCCGGAGCAAAGCAUUGCUCUCAGGGGCCACAGAAAUCUCCAGGAUUGAAGACAUUCAGUGAGUGGCCCUCAGACACCACCAACGUCAUCAUCCUCGAGACGUCCAACCUAAUAAUACGCAGUGCCUCGGAGUUCUGCCUCAACACGACCUGCCAGGAUGCACAAGAGAGUACGUUCUUGAACAAUCCCUUCUUCAAACUGCGCUCCCGGAGCUCCCACUCCCUGGUAGACCGAGAAAUCAAGAUCGUCAAGAAGAGGGAGGAGGAGCUAAAACAACAAAGGGCUCAUCUUUAUCCAAAGGAGAAAUAUGACACUGUUCUGGUGUCACCGAACUUAAUGGAAAGCAUAAACUUUGACAAAUCAGAAUUGCCAGUGAGAUGCAAAUCGUCUCCUUCGUCACCCCUGAGGGCCGCUCGCAAGAUGGACCGCUCCGUUGUGUCCUGUGACCACAAGUUCACAGACACCUUUUCUGUGGUGCGCCGCAAGAGUGCCAUGGCGAUGCGAUGGGAGGCAGGGGAGUUUGCCAAUCACCAACAAGAGUGAACGCAGGAGACCAAUAGCAGCAGAGACGCAGGAGGCCUACAGUUCUGUUCUUUUCUGAAUCAGUCACGGUGCUGCGUUUUGUCUUGAUAUAACCUAGCAACAAGCAAUGUGUAUCUGUCAUGGAUACCGUGGUAUUAUACGAAAGAAACAACAACUAGUGUACAAAUGUCACAACCCCCAGUUGCUAUAUGAAUGAUGCCCCUAUAUUUAGAGCACUUGAUGUUCAACAGAAAUAAUUUUACAUCAUUCCGAUUUAUAGUCUAGAUCGCAUAUGGAAGAUAUUUAUUGCACUUAAUUUUUACAAAAAAAAAAAAAGAUUUGUACUUUUUCCAAAAAUUUGAAUUUAUGAAUAAGAGGUUCAGAAUUGUAUGAAUUCAAAAACAGGAGACAUUUGCUUAAAAUUAUCUUUACAUUUAUUCUCUAGGAGAAGCAAGAAAAAGGUAAUCAUACUUGUUUGGAAGAUGGUUAAAUAUAUCCCCUUCAUAUUUUGACACCCAUACGAUGAAUUAUGACCUAUACAUAAUGUGGCACUGAAUAACAUACUGAUGUUCUAAUUUAUAAUGUACAGGUUUGCUCUUUAAACUACUUCUGCCAAAGGUGCCAAUCUUGAAAAACAAUAUUAAAGACUACAAUCGUGGAAGAUUUGCUAUAGAUUUUAAAAGUAAACAUAAUUUUACUAUUGUCGAACGUUUAAGCAAUCGCUUUCUCAAUAAUUUUCUAAUAAUUUUUAAUAAGACAAAUCUUUAUUGGUAAGAGUAUUAUGAGAAUUUACAACACAUGGACCUUACAAUGUGGGGGAAAAAAUGUCAAAAACUGGGUUCCCGUGGUAUCCCAUAAAUAAAUAGCUGUUUUGUUUUGGAAAUAAUGGAAGAACUGUACAAAAAAUGGAGUGCUAUUUUAUAUUGCAAUUAUUUAUCUUCAAGGCUAAGAGUUAAUUGUUCUAUAUCGUUAACCGCAGACACAGAUAAGAAAAUAGCCUCACACUUUGUUUUUUUGCUAGUGUAGUUUUGCAUGCGGAAACCUUGAUUUUACAUAACUGGCACACAUGAAUGAAGGGCUGUGUUUAGUCGUUUUGAUCUCAGCGGGAUUUUUAGGGCUGUCCUCUGUGUGCACUUCUGCCUGUACGUCGCAUGAAGACUGUGGACGCAUUUGGGACGGAAGUUCCGACAGUAGUAAUGAACUUACAGGAAUUAAAGGAGGUGCCCAGCUGACAUGAAAUGGCCACGUAGAGGGAAGGACACGGGUCAGUCGAGUAAUGAGCGUGCGGGGGCGUUUUGAAAGGGGGGAAAAAAAAUACUCUUCUCCAGGUGAGUUUGGUUAAGGUCAGCCAGCAAUUUUAAUGGAUAAUCUUCCCCGGCCACAGAAGGCACAAA